Molecule: messenger RNA, 6095 nt
Organism: Lutzomyia longipalpis
Lineage: Eukaryota; Metazoa; Arthropoda; Insecta; Diptera; Psychodidae
Product: ras-specific guanine nucleotide-releasing factor 2-like
Exons: 25
Coding region: 426-4973 (1515 amino acids)
Biological process (GO): Ras protein signal transduction; positive regulation of GTPase activity
Cellular component (GO): plasma membrane
Molecular function (GO): protein binding; guanyl-nucleotide exchange factor activity
Source: RefSeq, a predicted model, not a curated record
GAAAGUUUGCAGUAAAUAAAGGAAUUAAAAGGUAAAAAAGCUUAUACGGUGCUCCACACAGAGGUUCUCUCUCCGCGUUGCCAAAGCUACUGGUGUUGGCUCCGGGUGGUGCGAGGAUGUGCGUAAAAAUGUAUCCCACCUUAGUGCAAACAGACAAAAUGAAAGUGAUGAAACUCAAUGUGAAAUAUACGUGCUGCCAUCGUGCCAAUUAAUCCUCCUGUGUGCACGUGAAAUUCCCCAUUGUGUGGAUAAAAGUCAACAUUUGGAAGAGGAUUUAAACGGAGACUAAGAACGGUGCUGCUCAGCAAAAAAAAAUCAGCACUAAAGCGGCUUUAAUCGUCCGUGAAGGAAAAGAAAUUAUCAAAAAGAAGAGAAAAAUCUCCUCUUCACUUCGCCUACAUACUUCUCAUCAACCGUCGUAUUAAAUGCUGAGCCCCAAGAUGCAGAGAUCCGUUCGGGUGAAUGAAAAUCAAGUGAUUAUGCUCUCCGAUCGAGCGUCCUAUGAUCACUCAAUGCACGGAUAUCUACACAAAAGGACAGCUGAUAGCAACAAGUGGCAACUGAGAUGGUUCAUUCUCUAUCAAAAUCUUCUCUUCUACUACGACAGUGAGCAAUCAACAAGACCUUCAGGCUUGAUUUUCCUGGAAGGGUGCUACUGUGAACGCUUAGUUUCGGCUCCGUCAUGCCUCACCCCACCAACGGGUGGUAGCACAACGACCAGCAGCCCCGGAUCGAAAUCAAGCAAAGAAGAGAAGUUACAGCACUGCUUCUCCAUCUCAUAUCGGCGAGAGAAUCAACGACAAUAUGACCUACGAGCCGCAUCUGAGUCUGAAUGUUCUGCAUGGAUUGUAGCAAUACGAGAAGCAAGUUUCAAUAAGUUGCUACUACAAAAGGAGGAGCUUGAACAGAAGCACGUUCACCUGCUCCAGGUGGUGGAGAGUGAAAAGACGGCAAAAUGGCAAUACACUCAACAAUGUGAGGAGUUGGCAUCUGAAAUAAAAAAGCUCCGUGCUGAGAUCUGUACACUACGCAAGGAAUGCCGCACCUCCGUGUCAGCCACCCCAGUUGGUCGUGGUAGCUUCAGUGCUGGCUGCGAAGCCCCCGAUGAGCACCCCACCAUGACGGGUCUAUGUGCUCAGGUACAGGACUCUGUGGAACUGAGGAAGAUAAAAAAGGUACAAAGCUUCUUUCGAGGUUGGCUGUGUCGACGGAGAUGGAAACAAAUAGUUGAGGAGUACAUUAAAUCGCCACAUGCAGAAAGUAUGAGGAAGAGGAAUAGCUUGGUAUUUUCCAUGGUAGAAGCUGAAGAGGAGUACAUGGAACAACUGGAAGUUCUCGUGUCAUGCUUCCUGCGACCUUUCAAGAUGGCAGCCAGUUCCAAGAGACCACCAUGUUCACAUGAGGAUGUAAAUUCGAUAUUCCUCAAUUCAGAAACUGUCCUCUUCCUUCAUCAGAUCUUCCUCAAAGGACUCACAUCGAGGCUAGAAUCUUGGCCAACGCUCGUUCUCGGUGAUCUCUUCGAUAUGCUCCUUCCGAUGCUGAGCAUCUAUCAGGAGUAUGUCCGAAAUCACCACUAUUCCCUUCAAGUAUUGACUGAAUGCAAGAGCAAUCCGGCCUUUGCCACCGUCCUCAAACGCCUGGAAGCCAAAGCUAUUUGUCAGGGGCGGAGUCUUGAGACUUUCUUAACAUAUCCAAUGCAUCAGAUACCACGAUAUAUAAUAACACUCCACGAACUCCUGGCACACACCCCACACGACCACGUGGAGAGGAAGAGUUUACAGAAUGCGCGCCAACAGCUCGAGGACCUUUCGCGUCAAAUGCACGAUGAAGUGUCCGAGACGGAGAAUCUGCGCAAGAAUCUCGCCGUGGAGCGAAUGAUUGUGGAGGGUUGUGAUAUUCUCUUGGAUGUGAACCAGGUUUUUGUGCGACAGGGCAGCUUAGUUCAAGUUCCACCGGGGCGCGGAAGGAUUCGGUCACGGCUAGCAUCGUUCAAAAGUGAACGUGAAGCGGUAAGGCAGUGUUUCCUGUUCUCCAAUCACAUGAUUAUUGCCACUAGGACAUCCGGAGGGCGUCUACAUCUAAUUCAGGAUAUGGGAAAAAUUCCCCUAGCCGAUACAACCCUCGUCGAGGAUCCCAGUGAUUCUGAACGAGAGGAUGAAGGAGACCCAUCGGUGUGCCCACCAAAUCAGGGCAGUUGUCUCAGUGUGAAUGAUUCGGUGAAUGCUUCUCAUCGGGAUUUUAAAUUAAUUGUUGAAAGUAAGACAGGCUCCCGCCACUUCAUACAUCUCGUAGCACCGACUGUCCAGGACAAGGAGGCAUGGAUCAGUGACAUCUCCCAGUGCAUCGACAACAUUCACAUGCACUCAAUGCUGUCGCCGGGCUUUGGUGGAUCCGUAGGAGGAUCCCUAGCUGCCCACCAUGCUCUACGUGCAGAUCCGCGCCUCUUCAAGGACGACGUCGAUAUCCGUUUCUCGCGCACCCUUAAUUCUUGUAAGCUGCCCCAAGUACGUUAUGCCACACCUGAGAGACUUCUCCAGCGUCUCACGGAUCUCAGAUUUCUCUCAAUUGACUUCCUCAAUACGUUCCUUCUCACCUAUCGCGUCUUCACGGAUGGUGAGACGGUACUCAAUGCACUCAAAAAAGUCUUCUAUGACCCACCAACGGAUCCACAGUGUGACUGUGAGCCACAGACAGAUUUCCUCGACAUUCCCGGAGCCUACGAUGGAAGGGUUUCUCCACGUCGUACCUCAGGGGCAUCAUCAGUCUCUGGGUAUUGCUCUGAAGGAGCUGACAGGGAUAGAUCAAUGAGUGGAGAUUCAGCAGGGCUGCGUCUCAAAGGUUCCCGGAGGAUGCUGCAACAGCAAUCAACGCAGGAGGAUGCGGGUGGACUUUCCUGGAUUCCCGAAGCAAGUGGACCAGUAAUUGUUCAUGAGCAAGAAAUUGAGGGAACAACCGCUGUUGAUGUUGAGCCACUGCCUCCACCACCAACUGAGGAGACCACUAAUGUUACAAAUACCCAGGAUGAUGCAUUCUUGGCCAUACCUCAAACUAUUGCUACAUCCAGCAGUGCUGACACACUAACUGAAACAACCGUCAUUAGUGGCCCAUCGUCUCCAUCGAAUCUCAGCUCAGUCACACUUGUGGGUUCCACUGGAUCCGGUGGGCAGGAGAAGACAGAUCUAACGCCAACGGAAGGAAAUGUGCAAUUUAAGUAUGGCAAAGCCCCAACGAGUCCCCUUCCGGAAAGGGUUAAUAAGCGAAAGUUGAGCCAACAAAAAGAGCGUGAAGCAAGUACAACGGCAUCCGAUACUAUGCCCGUUAUUUCUCCACCCACUGUAACCACCACCCCCUGCAUCACUACUCAGGCUUCCCAUGAGGAGAUCCCAAGGAGUAAGGGGAGCUUCUCGAGUGCAGCAGGAAGCAGUGGGGGCUUGAAGGUGAACCUCCUGAUGGAUCGAAGACCAAGUGCUGGGGCAAAUGUCAUCCCUCAGGCAGCAUUGUGUCAGCAUCGCUACAGCUUGCAGCUAAAUGGAGACGGUGGGAUUUAUCGAGGUGAGAGAUCUAGCCCACGUAUGGUACAUCGAGUCCCCAAGACGCCAGAAAAGCAGAAGAAGAGCUUCUUUGGAACACCUCAGCGAGAACCACCAAGACGUUUCUCCGAGAGUGAUGAUGAUGCUUCAGCAUCACUAUAUACAACACCAAGGGGAUCCCUGGGUGGAGCCUCCUUGGGUACAAUCUCCUCGAGAGCCUCAAUGCAGCACGAGCCGGUAGUCCAUUGUUCCAGCAAAGCGGGCGUUGUUAUCACAUCGUAUCGUCCAUCGAAGCGCAGUUUGGGACCUGAUCCUCUUUGGAGUAGCACAUCGACGGCAGCAGCAGCUUUUGCCAUCGCUAUUUCGGGCUCCAGCAAUCCCCGGGAUGAGCCCCCUGAAGUUGAAGCCCGGAAUCGCAAAGAAUCCGUCGUGAGUUCUCCUGCAACCAUGAGGGUGCUCAAUGUUCUCAGGCAUUGGGUGUCGAAGCACUUCCAAGACUUCGAACAGGACGCCGCUCUGCGCUCGCAGACAAUUGCUUUCCUGGACGACAUCACAUGUAGUCCAAAUCUUUUGCCAACCGAGCACAGAGCGGCGUCCCAACUGCUGAGACUUCUCUGUCGCGAAGACAUCGACUGUGGACGGAAGCAUCUGGAAACGCUCCUGACACCCCCACCAUCGCCUAGCAAAGAGAGCAUAGAGACCCUGUCCGCCCUUGAAAUUGCCGAACAAAUGACAUAUUUGGAUCAUCAAAUUUUCCUCGCCAUAAGAAGCGAGGAAUUUCUUGGUCAAGCAUGGAUGAAAGCUGAUAAAAAAUCACGUGCUGAGCAUAUUAUUCAAAUGACAAAGAGAUUUAACGACGGUUCUCGGUUGGUAUCGUCCGAAAUAAUAUCAAGGAGCAGUAUGGCAUCUCGAGUGGCAGCAAUUGAAAAGUGGACUGCUGUCGCUGAUAUCUGUCGUUGUCUGCACAAUUUCAAUGGUGUUCUGCAAAUCUGUGCAGCUUUCACCAAUGCAGCGGUCUUUCGCCUCAAGAAGACAUGGGACAAAGUGCCAAAGACUAUAAAGCAGACAAAUAUCAAGUUGCAAGCCGUUGUAUGCUCCGAUGGAAGAUUCCGUGCCAUGAGAGAGGUACUUCAUCGAUGUGAUCCACCAUGUAUUCCAUAUCUAGGGAUGUAUCUCACGGAUUUGUCCUUCAUUGAGGAGGGUACACCCGAUUUCACACCCGACGGUCUUCUCAAUUUCUCCAAGAUGAGAAUGAUUGCACAUGUCAUUCGGGAGAUUCGUCACUUCCAGCAAACACCCUAUAAAAUUGAUCACAUUCCCAAAGUGACCAACUACCUCCUGGAUACAUCACUACUGCUGGAUGACGAUGAGCUCUACUCACGUUCACUCCAAAUUGAACCCCGUAGUUCGCGCCUGAGUGCACCGAACACGGCGAAUGUCUAGCUAUAGGCCACCUUUCGUGUCUGUCAAUUCGCUAAGCGCUUUGACAGGCACUCCAGGUCACUGGACAAUCCUUUCUUAUGAACACACUCGCUGGAACAUUGCACUGUGAGCUUUUCUGUACAUAAUAAUACAACAUUUAACAAACAGUAGGUACGACAAAAGAAUGCACAUGUGGUUUAGGUCGAAAGCAAACACUUUUCUUAUUUUUUUCGUUCUUUUACAUCUUUUAUUUUUCGCAUUAUUGGAAUUUUGAAGCGUAUGUGAAGCGUCUCAAUUGCGUCAUAAUUCUAAAGGAGAUGAUAAAGUAAUAAAAGAAGAAUAUAUUUUUGAUGAAACACAAGCAUAGCGGAAAGGAUGUUUUAAAAGGCGUGGCAUUUUCAAAAGUUUUCACCUAUAAUUUGCAUGCAAAAAAAUUGAGAUCCUGAUGUGCAUGCAAACGCUGUAUAUUUCAUGAGGUGAGAAGGAGAAACAAAAGGAGAUUUAAAGUUAAAAAAAAAGAGUAUUAAAGAAAGUAUUGCCAUAGUUUUUAAAUUAAAUGUUAAAAUUCUAUUUUAACUCUUUCAAUAAAUGAAAUGUGCUGGUUCACAAUUUCAAUUUAUCGUUAGACGAAUUUAGAGAGAUUUAUAACUUAAAAUGAGAUAUUGCUGUUGAACUAUUUGAAAUGUAUUUAUCUAUACUUAAAGGUACUGUGUAAUACUUAAACAUAUCACUGUAGUUAUACAAAUUCUCUAAAGAAUGAAUUUUCUUUUAUGUUCUUCUUUUUGAGUUUAAAAAAAAGUAAACCACCGAAUUCUAUAAAACUGAACUAACUCGAGAACUUUAAAAAAUUAUCAAACUCUUGAUUUUACGUCUCUAUAAGCAAUUUUAAUUUAAAAAAAGAUAUUCUAGUUCAAAAUAAUAAUGAUUUUUGUGAUAAAUUCAAUUUUAAAAAAAUAUACAGUAAAUAGUAUUUAAAAAAAAUUGAAUUUGCAAUUCAUCUUUAAAAUUUCAUUCUUAAAACUAAUUCAAACAUUUUGAUCACAUCAACUAAAAAUUAAUUCAAAAUAAAUAUUAAAUAAUCUAUAACAAAUAAAAUUCUUUUUAUUAAAAAAAAUCCAUAAUUCCAUCCUAAAAAAAAACAAA